This is a messenger RNA of Girardinichthys multiradiatus, 2370 nucleotides long. RefSeq names its product coenzyme Q10A (gene coq10a). Gene Ontology annotation, cellular component: mitochondrion. Gene Ontology annotation, molecular function: ubiquinone binding. The transcript has 5 exons. Bases 449 to 1198 code for a protein of 249 amino acids. Lineage: Eukaryota; Metazoa; Chordata; Actinopteri; Cyprinodontiformes; Goodeidae. The record is from RefSeq and is a predicted model, not a curated record. Gene Ontology annotation, biological process: cellular respiration; ubiquinone biosynthetic process.
AAGGAACAGUUUGUCCCGUCACCGGCGUUUUAUUUAGCAGCAGAAGGUCGUCAGCAGCUGGACGGAAUUUAACACAAAAAAAAAAAAAUCAGGUCACACCCAGAUGAGAGAAUCAGACUUUGUUCCAGGUGUUGUGCCGUAGACACAGGGUGAUGUGAGUAUAAGUGAAAACAGACAGUAACGCGGCCUCACGUCGCGUUUUGUCGGGUUGUUAUGAAACCUCGUUAGCCACAGUUAGCCGCUGACUACCAUCGUUCGGCUCGGAGCUUUGAGAAGUGACCAGAGACGCGGGCAGUUUGCUAUUGCUGUAGUUAACUGCUCUGACAUAAGAGAGUUUGGACCCGAACUUUAAUUCUCUCUGUCCUCUUCCGUCUCGUUGGACCUGAACCCGGAGCUCCGCUUCUCAGAUCCAGGAUCAUCCUUGUUUGAGCGGAGAGUGGCUGGUUUGAUGGCAGCCACAGCCGGUGCCCGGCGGUUACCCAUGGGUGUGCGGACGUUCAGUGACUUUCUCCAGAUCGCCACUGUGGGCUCCCCUCGCUCCUGUCGUUCGGCUUUACAAAGAGGAUGUCUGAAACAAAACAUCAGACACCUGUCUUCAUGUGGCAUUUUGAUGACGAGAAGUCCCAAGGUGCUUUGCCUUCAAGAGUGGGACACGAUGGCUGCUGUUCACCAAAGCAGAAACUUCAUCAGCCUCACCAACAAAAGGAAGGAGUACUCAGAGCGCCGUAUACUUGGUUAUUCCAUGCAGGAAAUGUACGAUGUGGUGGCCAACGUCGACGACUACAAGCACUUUGUGCCUUGGUGUAAGAAGUCCCAGACCAUCAUGAAAAGGGCAGGUCACUCGAAAGCCCAACUGGAAGUGGGAUUUCCUCCUGUGAUGGAGAGAUACACGUCUAUGAUCACUAGUGUUAGGCCUCAUUUAGUCAAAGCUGUGUGCACAGAUGGAAAGCUGUUCAAUCACUUGGAGACGAUAUGGCGCUUUAGUCCUGGGAUUCCCGGUUACCCUCGCACCUGCACUGUAGACUUUUCUAUAUCCUUUGAGUUCCGGUCCUUGCUCCACUCCCAGUUAGCCACCAUGUUCUUCGACGAAGUUGUAAAGCAGAAUGUUGCAGCAUUCGAGCGGCGAGCUUGCAAGUUGUACGGCCCAGAGACUCGAAUUCCACGGGAGCUGAUGUUUCACGAAGUGCAUCAGACGUGAUCUCUGUGGCGGCACGUCCUCAUCUGGCCUUAAACCACACCAACGUUCAUCCCUGUCGCGCCCUCCGACCCGCAUGACCCAACCUGGCUCAGCCUCCCCACAUUCAGUCUCCACUGCUGUAUAGACAUCGCAGGUACAAACAGACCCAUAACUCCUAAUGUUGGAAUUCCUUCCUCCUCUCCUUUGGCCUGUUUCAUGUCCGUCUACCUCCAGUUUAGUUCUUGUUGAGCAGAACCCACCAUUGCACUAGCUGUUGCAGCUGUAUUUAUGUUAAGUAAACAGUAAAUUGUUACAACACCUGCGUAACAUUGACUUUAACUUUAAAACGACUUCCUUUUUAUUUUAUUUUGAAAACACACAGACGCCCUCAGAGUUGAACCCAUGUUUAAGUAUCACGGGUCUCUGUGAUGUGAGGAAACUGGACGCGGCGAGAAAACGCCACCGCUGAUCACACUGCACUAUGAAAGCACAUUCUGUCUUUUACUUUUACCAUUUGCUCCUACUGCAAAUGGACAUUUUAAUAUAUUCACCAGAAAGUAGUGCUAUGCCUUCAAAUUAUUCAUUGUUUUUAAUUUAUAUUGCUGUAGAUAUUUGAAAACACUUGUUUUAUUUGGGCUUAUCAAUGGUGCCAUGUUUUGGGGACAUCAUGUGUUGUCACUGUUGCAGUAUUAUAAAAAGUAAAAUGCUUCAUUAGUAGCCAGCUGCAAACGAGGGUUUGGGAAAAAUCGCUUUGACUUAGAUGCUGUGCUGCUUCUGUUUUAUAUUAUGCCUUAUUUAAAAGUCCAGCUGGAGAAAACAGCAGCUGGACUUGGCAGGAGUGAAUGAAUGAAGUCAGAGAAAUGCUGGAGUGUACUGUAAAAGGGCUAAUGAGAGAAAAACAUCUUAAGAAAACAGCAAUAUUUGCCCAAUUUUAUUUUAUAAAAUAUAUACAGGUUAAAGGAUGGAAAUUAAAAUGCCAUUUUACAUAAUCACGUCUUACAGUGCUUUUUAAACUGAAGUAAAACGAUGCUAAAAAUCAAAAUGUUGCAAAGAAGGCACAUUUUUCCCUUGUUAGCCAAUUGUAUUUUUGGUCCAUCUUCUGGAGGUGAUCAGGACCAUGAGAUCCUUAUUUCAUCUUCAUUCUUAUUUUGAAACAUACUGGUAAGCUGUAGAAUAAAAUGCUGCAAAACUAU